Molecule: messenger RNA, 1544 nt
Organism: Gracilinanus agilis (Agile Gracile Mouse Opossum)
Lineage: Eukaryota; Metazoa; Chordata; Mammalia; Didelphimorphia; Didelphidae
Gene: ZNF648
Product: zinc finger protein 648
Exons: 1
Coding region: 33-1196 (387 amino acids)
Biological process (GO): regulation of transcription by RNA polymerase II
Cellular component (GO): nucleus
Molecular function (GO): DNA-binding transcription factor activity, RNA polymerase II-specific; RNA polymerase II transcription regulatory region sequence-specific DNA binding
Source: RefSeq, a predicted model, not a curated record
CCCAAAACAAUUAUCAAAUCCCACAGCACAGAAUGGACGUGGAAGUGGGGUGGCAGUCAGAUGAUGAUUCCCAGAUUUCAGCAGAAGAGCAAUCUGAUGACGCCAGCCCAAGCUCUAAAAGGGUGAGUCAUAAAUCCAACUUCUGGCUCCAAGAACAAGAAAAUUCUUCUCUACCCUCAAGGCCAUCCUGCAACAUUGAAGGACCUUCAGGUAAACAAGAGCUCCCAGUGGAACUGCAAUGUGAAGAUGAGGAAACUUAUGAAACCUGUAACCAGAAGCGGGGUGAAACCCCAACGGGGAUAUUUGUCACCUCCAAUACUAACUUUGACUUACAAUGUGAAGGUGAAGACCUAGAACUGUCUUUCUCUGAUAACCCAGAAGAACCUGAGGGAGAGCUUAGUGAGGAUGAUGAAAACAUCAUCCUCAUUGACACAUUGGAUGGAGACCUUGAGCCUAGCUCAGAGGAAGGUCUUCCUUACCGAUGUAAGAAGUGUAGGGCUUCUUUUCAUGGUUUAGCUAGACUCCAGGAACACAAACAGAGCCACUUAGCAGAACACUCCUACCACUGCCCCAUCUGUGGCAAAAAAUUCUUUCGGGCUGCCAAUUUACGAAUGCACAAGUUGAUCCACUCUAGUGAUCGACCACAUAAGUGCCCUGAAUGUGACAAAGGAUUCAUUCGUACAGCAGAUGUAUGGCGACAUCUUCGUAACGUGCACAAGAUUGAACACUCCAAAGUGGUUUUGGCAAAUGGUACUUUGAAGAAUCCCUGGUCUCUAAUGCAUCAAAAUGAGUAUGAGGCUGAUCCAGAUAAUCAGAGUUCAGAUGACCAAAAGCCAGGAGGGGAGGAGCCCACACCUUAUGUCUGUCCAACCUGUGGUAAGGGCUUUCGCAAACCAAACCUACUUUCCAAACACAAAGUAAUCCACAGGAAGGAGAAGCCAUACAUAUGCCAGGAAUGUGGCAUGGCCUUUAUCCAGCUGCUCAGGCUGAAAAGGCACCAAAAAACACACUCUGGAGAACGUCCUUUCUACUGUGAUGAGUGUGGUGGGUCUUUUACCCGAUUAUCCUCACUACAGCGCCAUCAAAGGAUUCAUACUGGAGAGAAGCCGUACUCUUGUGUUUAUUGUGGGCAUUCCUUUACUGAGUCGGGUACUAUGAGGAGACAUGAGCGUACACACAAAAUGGGAAAAGAGUAGUGGCUAUGUUUAUUAUCACCUUGUUUGUUUUUGUUUUCAUAUAAACUCAACCUAUUGUCUAGGACAAUCUUUCCAAACUACUCAUAACAAACUUAGUCCCAUGCCUCUUCCUUACUGUCCCAAUUUCUUGCCCUCAGUUAUGGAUGACAUUUUUAUUUCAGAAGUGAUCCAGUAAUUUCUGCCAAGAAAAAGCCCUAUCCAGCACUGAAUUAAACUUUAUAUUUCUCUCUAUAGGUGGAUUGUAUAAGAACCACAUUUUUUAUUGACUUCUGUCAGGUUGUAGUGGGCAACAUUCUUUCCAAAAGACUUAUUAUCCUAAUUUAGGACUUUAAUAAGGUGUGUCUCAUU